AUGGCGCAACAAAAAGAGAAGAGGUCUUCGCCGGAGGAGCAGGCCCCAGUGGUUGCUCCUCCUUUCAGCUUCGCCAACUCGAUCAUCGCAAAUUGUCUGAUAGGCAAUGCUUUUGAAUCAGCUUUUGCGAAUCGUGGCCCCGGCAUCCUCACUGCCGCCUUCACGUCGCUCGUCGGGCUAUCGGGCGGCAUUGCUGCGAAGAGCGCACGAUUCAAUAACUCGUUUCAUACAAAAAUCGAGCAUUCGAACCCGCUCCACGAUGAUAUGCAUUCCUAUUCGAGCUUCACGUCCACUAUCGCCUACUCAGAUAAUCUGUCGUCAUCCGGCUUAUCUACACCUUCCACCAUGAUGGGAGACUACUCUACCUCUUCGUCAUAUUUCUCCUCGUCUACCCAAUACACGUCCCCAUAUACUCCCUCGUGCGAUGCCGGGUCCUUCCGAGAUCCAGCACCAGUCAUGGGCGAUAUGGAUGAUUCUGGUGAUGACUAUGAAAUUUAUGGGGAUUCUGACUGCGAAUUCGCCGAUGUUGAAAGCGAUGAAGAGUCGGAUGAUGGAUCGAUCGGAUGCGCCGAUGAUAGUGAUGAUGAAAUGGAGUAUCAAAACUCAGAAGAUGGUGAUUCAGUUAGUGGAGACGAAGAAGCUGAAGAAGAUGCGUGUCCAAUCGAGGAGCAACUCUCCUUCAUAUCUUUUGAGCGCUCAGUCCAUUUCUCUUGCGCGGAGGACGAGAUUAUUCCGUCAAGCGAGCCCGGAACACCACUUCCAGAUGCCUUUCCCGAGAUGACCUGCCAUGAACGGAUGCUUCUCGCGGAACAUAUGAAAAAUCGACGAAUUGGCAACUGGGAGAACGGAGGCGACUACGACCCCGAAGAACACUCCCCUGAUUCCUUGCAGCUGGACAAGGAUUUACUCUUUGCCUACGUCAAUGGCCUCCGCACUCUAAAUCAAAAUUGCUGCAUGAUCGCCUUGAAAUCGCGGACGCUGCAUGCCUCAAAAGACGGUUCUAUCAAGGUGGAUACCCGCAUCGGCAAGGACGUGAACGACUACCUCGACCGCAUUGCCGACCUGCUUCGCGGCAUUUUCCCCAACCUCUUUACCGCGGACGAGUACGCUGGGAUUCUCAACCAAGCCCAGUCAGCCGUCUCGUUCGACGACUAUGGCCAGCUGAUCUACGAGGCGCAAUCGGUGAAUGUACAACACACGAUUCGAGGCUUUCUGGCCGAACGACUUGGCUGCCACGACAUGUUUCUCCAGGACGAGAUGCUGGAGUGGUUUGCAGGAAAUCUGAUCGCGCCGCUGGGCCGCCAGGCUCUAUCCCGGCACACGCAGACGAGCGAAUGA
Molecule: messenger RNA, 1338 nt
Organism: Ophidiomyces ophidiicola
Lineage: Eukaryota; Fungi; Ascomycota; Eurotiomycetes; Onygenales; Onygenaceae
Exons: 2
Coding region: 1-1338 (445 amino acids)
Source: RefSeq, a predicted model, not a curated record